GAUAGAUAUGUCUCACUAAUUAAGGAAUUGAGAGAAGCGUUUGAUGGGGAGGCGAAGGGAUCGUCUAAAACAAGAUUACUGUUGACGGCUGCAGUUCCGGCUAGUUUUGAAGCGGUCACCAGUGGUUUCAAUGUUCCCGAACUCAAUAAAUAUCUAGAUUUCAUGAAUAUUAUGAGUUAUGACUUUCACGGCGAUUGGGAACAAUCAGUGAACCACAAUUCACCCCUUUUUUCAUUAAACACGGCGUCUGGGUAUCAGAAAAAGCUGACCGUGGACUUUAGUGUUGCCGAAUGGGUUAAUAAGGGCGCCUCCAAAGAGAAGUUGGUGGUAGGACUGCCCACCUAUGGCCGCACUUUCACUCUGUCGAGUCCUAAUCUCACUGAUAUCAACGCUCCGGCCAUUAAAGGCGGUCUUCCCGGACAGUUCACGAGAGAGGCCGGAUUCUUAGCUUUCUUCGAAAUUUGUGAUCUCUUGAAAAUGGGCGCCACAUUGGUUUGGGAUAACGAGCAAAUGGUUCCGUACGCCUAUUCCGGUGACCAAUGG
Messenger RNA from Medioppia subpectinata, 543 nucleotides. The record is from the annotation of a GenBank genome assembly. Lineage: Eukaryota; Metazoa; Arthropoda; Arachnida; Sarcoptiformes; Oppiidae.